AUGCAUAUUCUGUCCGAACCAGACGUCUCUCGCAUUCUGAGGAACCUAACUCCAGAACAAUGCCACAUCUUACUCGACGCUCUGAGCGAAGCCCUGGUAACCGUCUCAGCAGAGACAACUAAACCAGAGCCAGAGCGUCUCGUCCAUCAACCCCUCCGCACCACCAUCACCACCAAAGACCAGAAUCUAUCGCUCUUCAUGCCCGUCUCCAACACAGCCAGCACAGGCAUAAAGAUCGUCACGGCCUCCCAGCGCGAAGGCAUUAUCGGGGUCAUCAACAUCUUCUCACCGGAGGGCCGGCUCCUCGGCCUGCUCAGCGCCGCAGAAGUCACGGCCUUUCGCACGGCCCUCGCUACCAUGACUCUGUUUACCCGCUGCACGUCCAUCGCUAAGACGCACAUUUUGAUUUUCGGCUCGGGUCGUCAAGCAGAGUGGCACGCUCGGCUGGCGCUGCUGCUGGUUCCGCGGCUGGUCCGCCGAAUCACCUUCAUCAACCGAGGUCGCAGACGGCUGGAGGAGAUGGAGAGGGAGGUGAUUGCGGAGCUGAGACGUUCCUAUCCGGAUAUCGUAUUCGCAACGCUGACCAGGGAGGGGACUGAUGAUGCUGAGUAUGAGGCACGGCUGCGCGAGGAGGUCGCCUCGUCCGAUGUCAUUUUCAGCUGCACGCCGUCUACGGAGCCAAAUUUUCCCUAUGGGUACCUUUCAUCUACGCCUACGACUACGUCUGCGCCAAAGCAGCGGUUUAUUUCGUUGAUUGGGUCGUACAAGCCGCAUAUGUGCGAGGUUGACACGGAGACGAUCCUCUCGGGUCGUGGGAAGAUCUAUGUUGAUUCUCGGGAGGCUUGUCUUGAGGAAUCUGGGGAGCUGAUCAAGGCGCAGGUACGAGGGGAGCAGUUGGUUGAGAUUGGGGAGUUGUUUGGGAGAUUGGGGAAGUCGGAGCCGAUUGAGGUGCCGGAGGGGUGUAAUGUGGUUUUUAAGUGCGUGGGUAUGGGCAUCAUGGAUCUGGUGAUUGGGAAGAAACUGUUGGAUAUUGGUGUCGAGAAGGGAUUGGGAAUGAAUGUGGAUGGUUUCUGA
Messenger RNA from Aspergillus pseudoviridinutans, 1074 nucleotides. Its product is annotated as putative proline utilization protein PrnX. NCBI's taxonomy places the organism in Eukaryota, Fungi, Ascomycota, Eurotiomycetes, Eurotiales, Aspergillaceae. The record is from RefSeq and is a predicted model, not a curated record. The transcript has a single exon. Gene Ontology annotation, cellular component: cytoplasm. The coding region runs from base 1 to 1074 and encodes 357 amino acids.